GAGACAUUUGAGGAGCUUUUGGAUAUUAUUGAAAAAAAUUUCGCUUCAUUACAAAUUUUCGACUGUGAAACUAAAUCUAAAUUUAUCGAAUCAAGCGGAUUUUUAUUCACAAGAUCAAAUCAGUUUGAAAAUAGCGAAAACAUUAUCAACCCACACAGGUGGGAAAAAUAUUUUGAUAGAAAGUUUCCAAGACAGGUAAAAAACUCCCAACAACAAGAGAAAUCGAAUGGCAAUGAAAAUUCACAGAAGAAUUUAAUUACGACAAUAAAAAAUCGGGUUUUUGAAAAAAACCAAAAAAUGAAGGACGAAAAACCGGAAUAUAUGGAAGUGGAGGAGUCGAGUGAGGAAAAGCCAAUAUAUCCUCGCAUUGGUCCUAAAAAAUCAUUUCCCUCUUUCUUUCCCUUACCGCCAACACCGACAACGACGACAACUUUUACAACCGGCACACCUUCAAUAGUGUUGACACCAUCGAAACUUGCGAGAUCAAGUCGUUCGGGAAUAACAAACGUCUCAAGUUCAUCGGAAGAAGAAAUAAAUCCCCUAAGUGUUAGCCGAUCAUUCAGUCAAUUUACAUUCAAGCAAGCCGACACUAAUAAUUUAAAGGAAAAUCUAAAUCUAACACCAAUUAGAAAUUCAGUCCCCAAAGAAAUUGUCAACAUAAAACAGGAGCUUGAGAAAGGAAAAAAAAAAUUACGCCCACUGAUGCAAGAGAAGAAACAGAAGCCAAUUUACAGUUGUUCUUGUUGGCAAAUUAUUUUCUUUCUACUACUUCCGAUUGUCGUUGUUUUGAUUUCGGCAAUUUUCAAUCAACCAGAAACAACAACAAUGUUCUUUAAUCCAAAAUUCAAUUUUACAAAUGUCACGGAAAAUCUUCCAAAACAAGUUCACGGACAGGAGAAGGCACUGCGUAAUCUCAUCAAUUUUCUCACCCUAGACAGUACAAAUUUCAAAAUUCUAACAUUCGUUGGCGGUACAGGUGUGGGAAAAACUCACGUGGCAAAUAUUAUCAAAAAUUCCCUACCGAACAGUUACUAUCAUUUCGAAUAUUUUCCACCGAUUUACAAUAAAAUUAACGAAGCCUACUCAAAACUAUCGAUAUGUCAAUGUAAUGUCAUCGUCCUCGAGAAUUUAUCCACCGAAGAUAUAUCGGAUGCCGCAUAUUUUUCUCAUUCACUAAAAAAACGUGCGUCAAAUCUUUGUGUUUUAAUUCUCGCUCUAUUUAAUACACAAGUCACCGAUAAUUAUCUGAGAAGAAGUUUAGACUUACAGGGAAGUGUGAGGAGUAUUGAAAAUAAUUUCGAAAAGGAAGACGUACCGGUAAAAUCGAUAGUAUUCGAAUCACUUGGAGAGGAGUCGAUAGUAAAGUGUAUAAAGGACGCAAUUAAUGAAUCACAUCUUAAAGUUUCCGACGAGGAUUUCAAUCGACUAAAGGAGCAUUUAUUGAUGUCGAACAGUGGUUGCAAGGGAGCAUUUUCAAAGGUUCAACUUUUUGGAAAAGUCGCUGAUUAACGGCGAAACUAUUUUGUCGAAAAAAAAAACGAGAACUGUGAUUUAGAUACGUAAGAAAAAUUUCUCGUCAGAAUAAAGACACUAAAAAUGUGAAAUUCAAAGAAAUAUUAAAUAAAAGGUAAUAAAAAAUAAUAGUUAAUAAUUAAUAAUUACUACUUAGUGAUUAAUUAAUAAUUAGUAACUAAUAAUUACUACU
Molecule: messenger RNA, 1705 nt
Organism: Leptopilina heterotoma
Lineage: Eukaryota; Metazoa; Arthropoda; Insecta; Hymenoptera; Figitidae
Exons: 2
Coding region: 298-1509 (403 amino acids)
Source: RefSeq, a predicted model, not a curated record